CGUGGCAGUGGCGGCGGCCUCCGGCAGCGCCUUCGCAGCUAGGGGCUUGCACGCCUGCUGCGUUCGCUCCCUAGCUCGCUCCUUCUGGAUCCGAGGCCGACACGCCUCAGCCCGAGCGCUUUCCGCUGGGUUUGACUCCUGUCGCUUCCCGUCUCUCCGAACCGGCACCGCCACGGCCGGAGUCGCGUAGGACCCGAGCCAGCGCCUUAGCCCGCUCCCGCUCCUCGGCCCCCGGCCCAGUCUCCGGCGGAGGCGAGGGCUGGGGGCGUCCACGAGAACGCCCUAGCAUCUCCGGGGCCCGAAGGGUCAGAUGAAAAGACUUGAAAUGGGAAUCAAAUUGUAUAAUCAAGAAGUAGUAGCUAUUCUUCAUUGUUGGAAGUGUAGAAAAUGUAUAGCAAAUUCCGAUUGUUUCACCAACUGUUUUGGAAAUCACUUGUCAGAGAGAACUUUGGCUGUUAAUUAUUUAUCAGCAUACCCCUGCCUAACAUUUUCUCUUCUUGAUUUAGAUGCCAAGAAACUGAGACAGAAUGGUCAUGAAUUAGCUCUUACACCUCAGAAUAGUUGUAAUGUGUGGCACAUGAAUAUAGAAGUCCUUCCAGAAUGGAUGAAUUACAUUCUAGAAAAGGCACUAUAGACAAUCGGAAAACUGAAUCACCCUUUUUGUGGGGCCCGUUUGGGGGGCUUUAACUUCAGCAGCAGCCCAAAAUGUUCCUGUGGUCAAUUUGUAGCUGUACAUCUUUGCAAAAGCAGGACAGAUUACCAGCCUAUUGUAAUCAGACUAACGAGACCAUCAUUAAACUACUUAUCACUUCAUAGAGUUCAGUCAGGGCUCGACAAGGAGAAUACAUUUAAAAGUACAGGUGUUGCCUGGGAGAACAGAACAAGGUUUUUAAACAUGGCCCAAAAUAAUGUGCCAGGAAGAUUAACUGAAGCUCUUUGCCUGGAGGUACGAUCAACCAGUUUUGAGACGAAAACUGAAAAACUGCACUUCAAAGCAUCUAAUCCAAAAUACUGUCUUUUUGUUCCCCAGUCUGUGAAUGACAGAUGCAGUAUAAGAGCUUUUCAUAGAAAAUCACAUAGUUUGGAUCUGAACAUCAGAGAGAAACUUGCCUUAUUGCCUACUUUAUAUGAAACACAUGGUAAGAUUCCUGCCUGUAACAGACUAAAUGAAACACAGCCUUUUGACCCUCAUGGCUUGUAUGUAGGUUCUAGUAAAAAUAGUCAUUCCUCUCCAGAUUCAUCCAGUUUUGAUGGUAAUGGGCUACUGCAAAGAUUUACAGUGCCUUCCUGUAAUACUCUAAGACAAAGAGAAGAAGAAUUUCAGUGUGGUUUAGAGGCUUCCAUUGUACAUUCUCACCAUAAUAAUACUAUUGAUGAAUUGCCUUUCCGGAUGGACUUCCCUGUAACUGUUAGUGGUGUGGAAGAGCCUGGUGAAGAGGAGGAAGACAUCUCAUCUAUUGGAUUCUUACAAUCUUCUGGUUUCUCCUUGGGUGCCAUUAACCAAAGGCUAAGCAAAAGAGAGAGAAACAAAUUAAAGAAUCUGAGAAGGAAGCAAAGAAGACAUCAAAGAUGGCUCCAGAAACAGACUUUGAAUGAUGAUGUGAGUACAGAUGAUGACAAUGAAUGUACAGAAGAAAAGGAAAGCUAUAUCUGUGCCGUGUGUCUGGAUGUUUAUUUCAACCCAUAUAUGUGCUACCCUUGCCACCACAUCUUCUGUGAACCUUGCCUCCGGACCCUGGCCAAAGACAACCCAACGAGCACACCCUGUCCAUUGUGUCGGACAAUCAUUUCUAGAGUCUUUUUCCAGACAGAUCUGAACAAUGCUACAAAAACAUACUUUACUAAGGAAUACUUGAAAAUAAAGCAAAGCUUUCAGAAAUCCAAUUCAGCAAAAUGGCCCCUUCCAAGUUGUAGAAAAGCAUUCCAUUUCUUUGGAGGUAAGUAA
Sarcophilus harrisii (Tasmanian devil) is the source of this 1945-nucleotide messenger RNA. RefSeq names its product ring finger protein 180 (gene RNF180). Gene Ontology annotation, biological process: norepinephrine metabolic process; protein polyubiquitination; serotonin metabolic process. Gene Ontology annotation, cellular component: endoplasmic reticulum membrane. Lineage: Eukaryota; Metazoa; Chordata; Mammalia; Dasyuromorphia; Dasyuridae. The record is from RefSeq and is a predicted model, not a curated record. Gene Ontology annotation, molecular function: ubiquitin protein ligase activity; ubiquitin conjugating enzyme binding; metal ion binding.